This is a messenger RNA of Aegilops tauschii subsp. strangulata, 1133 nucleotides long. RefSeq names its product xyloglucan endotransglucosylase protein 7-like. The record is from RefSeq and is a predicted model, not a curated record. NCBI's taxonomy places the organism in Eukaryota, Viridiplantae, Streptophyta, Magnoliopsida, Poales, Poaceae. Gene Ontology annotation, cellular component: cell wall; apoplast. Gene Ontology annotation, molecular function: xyloglucan:xyloglucosyl transferase activity; hydrolase activity, hydrolyzing O-glycosyl compounds. Gene Ontology annotation, biological process: xyloglucan metabolic process; cell wall biogenesis.
AUGGCGCGACGAGCAAGGAGGGCUCGUCUCCUAGCCUCACUAGUAGAAGCUUUCUAUAUCAUCCUCGCAGUUUCCCCGGUAGCAAGUGACAUGACAGACAACCUUGACCUACUAUGGGGCAACACACAGGUAGAGUACGAUAGCAGCGGCCGCCAAACCGUUUCCCUGUCCCUCGACCGCUGGACGACCUCUGCAUUCCGCUCCAAGAGCAUGCACCUCUUCGGGAGGUUCGACAUGGACAUCAAGCUCGUCCCCAGAGACUCGGCCGGCACCAUCACCACGCUCUAUAUGCUGACAGAGGGGCCAUGGGAAGAACACGAUGAGGUCGACCUCGAAUUCCUGGGCAACAGCUCCGGCGAGCCAUACACCUUGCACACAAACAUUUACGCCAGGGGAAGAGGCGGCCGGGAGAAGCAGUACCGGCUUUGGUUUGAUCCCACUCAAGAUUUCCACACCUACUCCAUCCUCUGGAACCCAAAGGAGAUACUGAUACUUGUCGAUGGCACGCCGGUCCGGCAGAUGAAGAACCAACAAAGAAAAGAUAUCCCUUUCCCGCUGUACCAGCCAAUGAGGCUGUACAGCAGCAUCUGGAACGCCGAGGACUGGGCGACGCAGGGUGGGCGCGUCAAGACCGACUGGUCCCAGGCGCCGUUCACCUCGCUCUUCCGGAACUACAGCGCCGUUUCCUGCGUCUCGCAGAAGACCGCCUGGAUCUGUGGCCGAGGUUCCAGUGACAGCAGCUGGUUCACCCACGUCUUGGAUGAAGUGGGGCAACGGAAGCUCAUGGAGGUGGACGAGAAACACAAGAUUUAUGAUUACUGCGUUGACUCGAGGAGGUACCCUAAUGGGUAUCCCCCAGAGUGUGGGUCACAGUAGUAGACUAGUAGGAGUGGUUAUUAUAGUGGUUACAAAGAGGGAAAUGAGUAUCAAAUGAUUCGGUCAGUUAGCUCUUUCCUAGUUUGAAUAGUACCAAGAGGGAAAGGGGUAUGUAUUACAUGCUGAGGCUUCUUCACAUAGGCAUGGUAGUAUGUCCUAGAAAAGUAGUCCAUUUAUUCGAUUGAUGGUGAUUGGUGAGAGGCAUUGUAAGAGGGACAAUAUUAACUAGUACUAGUAAUACAUUUUUUAAGUUUUUA